AUGAGCCCAUCUCGCUUCUCCCGCUGGGGCGUUGUUUUUGUGGUGCCUAACCGUCCCCCAACGUGGCCUCCUCCAGCCUGUUCCAGGGCCAGCCCGGGGCCCCCGGGGACACAGACUCCUCGCGGGCUCACAGACGCAGAGACGCAGAGUCGCAGAGUCGCAGACUGGUCGAAACAAGGCGGAGUUGGGGCCGCUGAGUGGACUCGAGUCGAGAGGGAGGCGGUCGGUUUCAUUGCGGAGUGGACGGGGUGCUGGGCUGGGAUGGGGAUGGGAUUGGGGAUCGGGGAAGCUUCCCUCUCCGCAUCACCGUCAAGUCUCAACCAACUCUGGCUACGUAUUGUUGUACUGUACAGUCCUCUUGGUUUGUCCUCCCUUCCUGGGACCCUCCGUCUCGACGACAAUUACACCGACCACCCAUUAUACAUCAGACAUCGUGUACCGGCCAUACAUCAUCCUCCCGCUGACCCCGUCGCGAAACUCGGACUCGCGCCGCCUUCCGGCUCCCGCCAUCAUUCUUGUCGACAUCACGCUUCCACUCUUCCACGCUUCACUCGUCAACUCGGUUCACCGGCCAAGAGGGAAAGUUCCCCAUCACAUUCCCCCGCUGGAAGAAUACGGGCACAGUACACUCGUGAUUUGGAAGAAACGGAAUCGAACAACUUUUCGACUCCAGUGCGCGCACCCGCGCCUCUUUGUCUUUUGUCUGUAAUAGAACCAGACUCGGAUAGCCUUCGGGACUGUGCCAUCGGGACUUCGACUUCGACGUCGACUUCGAUUUGCAUUGGGUGCGAAAACUUGCAUGGCCCGCCCGCCUCACUGUCCGCUUCACGCAGCGUUGCCUAUUAUUGCGAGCCCAGGGCAUUGCGCAGUCGCAUCGCUCGUCACGACUCGAGAUACAACGGCGCUGACCUCCGUGCGCUGACCUCCGUGCCAUACCACCUAGAGGAGGUGUUCACCCACCCUCCUUCGCACCAUAAUAUACACUCCUUCGGCGAGGCUGCGCUUGCAGCCAGAAGCCAGGAAGAUGGGUUCGUGCUUGAGCUCCAACGCGGAAGAGUCCGAGCAGAAGAAGCGGAGCCAGAUGAUUGA
This is a messenger RNA of Venustampulla echinocandica, 1089 nucleotides long. RefSeq lists its product as uncharacterized. The transcript is spliced from 2 exons. Lineage: Eukaryota; Fungi; Ascomycota; Leotiomycetes; Helotiales; Pleuroascaceae. Bases 1 to 1089 code for a protein of 362 amino acids. The record is from RefSeq and is a predicted model, not a curated record.